This is a messenger RNA of Rotaria sp. Silwood2, 840 nucleotides long. NCBI's taxonomy places the organism in Eukaryota, Metazoa, Rotifera, Eurotatoria, Philodinida, Philodinidae. The record is from the annotation of a GenBank genome assembly.
AUGUUGAAGCUUCUGCUAUUAGUUGUGAUAGUUGCCAACGUACACCAUUGCCUCUCGCAAUCGAUCACCGCUGCUCAAUUGGCAGCAAUUAUGCCAAAUAACAGACAUCCUGAAUAUUUGAGCCACAUUAAUGCAGCACUAGUAGAAGGUUCGAUCAAUACGUGUCAUCGUCAGGCGGCUUUUCUUGCUCAAUUAGCACAUGAAUCAGGCCAAUUGGUUUACAUGGAAGAAAUAGCCUCAGGUGAAGCCUACGAAGGUCGUUUGGAUUUAGGCAAUACACAACCAGGUGAUGGCAAACGAUUUAAAGGUCGAGGUCCUAUUCAACUUACAGGUCGAGCCAACUAUCGAGCAGCAGGAAGAGCUUUGGGACUGGAUUUGGAAGCUAAUCCACAACUUGUUGCAACACCUCAAGUCGGUUUUCGAACAAGUGUUUGGUUUUGGACCGUACACAAGUUGAAUGCUUUAGCGGAUGCUGGAACAUUAGAUGCCUUCAGACAAAUUACUAGAAAGAUUAAUGGUGGAACUAAUGGACAAGCGGAUCGCGAGAAAUACUGGGGUAGAGCGAAGACUACAUUGGGUUGUGGAAGUGGAACAGGCGUGGUAUCAUGUACAGCUGAAGGCGUGACAGGUCAAUGUAUAGCAACGACGUCAUGUACCGGCAAAUCAGUCGCUGGCUUAUGUCCAGGUGCAGCUGGUAUUCAAUGCUGUAUUCCAAGUGGUGCUUCAUGCACAGUCAAUGGACGAACAGGUGUCUGUCGUGAUAAAGCAGCAUGUGCUGGUACUACACUUAGUGGCUAUUGUCCAGGUGCAGCCAAUAUUCAAUGCUGCAUCAGCAAUUAA